UUUUUUAAUUCCGCGCAUUAAAACUAACAUGAAGUCACACUGGCUUUUUCAAGAUAAAAAUUCCAUAGGAUGAUUCAAUCACAAUUGCCUAGAAAUAAUAAACUAUACUAUAUAUUAGUACUAUAGUACGUAAAAUUAAUAAAAUUAUUUGCAUUUUUCACAUUAUCAUAAUCGGUUUCGUUUCUUUAACUCUGAUGUCAUGACUUAGCAAGUUUCUCUAUGAUCUGUAUAUAAAAAUAAUGAACAGCUGUAUUGCGAUGUAUCAUCGUUGCAAUUAUCACAAAGAAGAAAUUAUUUAUUAAACUCGUCGUGAUACAUCUUGUUGCAUUUACGUCAAGAGACUGCAACUUUAUAGAUUGCCAAUACGUCGUAUCGAAGAUUCCGUUUUCCCACGACAACGACGAAACGAGUUAAUGAUAAUGAUAAUGGUCGUUGCCUCGCAUUAUCGCAGCGCGUUCUUUUCGAAACGCAGGCAUCGCGACUUGGAUAAAGUCGCGACGAUCUAAUCAACGAUAGACUCGUACGCAUACGUAAUCGCCAUUCCCGUAAUUCAUGUAUCAUACCAUGAACUCUCACCACGUGACCACUGUUUUUCAUUGUCUAUCUGUUGUCGAUCUUUUCCGUGUACCUUGUCUAGCUCGAGGCAAUUCCAAUCGAGUGCAGUCUCGUUGUUACACUCGGAGCUUGCGUAACGAACUCGCGCGGCGUGUUCACCAAACCGCUCGAAAUCGCAGUUUACAAAAAUCGCGGGAAUUACGCGUUGCCGGAUUACGACUCCUUCUUUUCCCUGUCAAUUCACGUGUCAUCAUUAGUCCGCCAGCAGAAUUAAUUAGACUCGGUGCGUCAGCGUCGUUCCGCGUCCGAUCGGUCGAUCGACUGCGUUUCGUGACGCCCGGUAAUACUUUCAAAAAGAAUAUUCCACGGAGCUGUGUGUCAAAGAGCGCGCGAGUCAUUACGUUACUGUUACCGGAAGUCCGUAUAUCAGCUGGCGCGUGCGAGUGUUGUGUCACACGCUCGUAGCAGGCGCGGAUCCGCGCAGCCGAUUUCUCCAUUUCGGUUCUUUUUUUUUCUUUUCUUUCUGCCGGUACGGAAUAUCGUUUGGAUGACGAAACGAGAGGGACUGAGAGAGGAAGAAGUGUACCAGCUAAAGAGAUAUGUCGUACGAUUUGAGCUCAUCGUCGCUGCCUCUGUCAUCAUCGCUACCCUCGUCGCCGUCGUCUUCAUCAUCCCCGUCGUCUCUGGAGGUGUCGGACGACCUGAGAGACGAGUACCUCGCCAGGUGGGAGAUCGCGGUGCUGACCAGCAUAUUUCUCAUCACGAUCAUUGGCAAUGGCCUGGUCCUGUUUGCCCUGUACGCCAGGCGAUGUUACCAGCGGCGAAAGUUCACCAGGAUGUACUUCUUCAUCCUGCACUUGAGCAUCGCCGACCUGCUGACGGGUCUGCUUGACGUUCUGCCGCAGCUCGCCUGGGACAUAACGUUCAGAUUUCAGGGUGGCGCGGUGCUCUGCAAACUAAUCAAGUUCGGACAGCCGUUCGGUCUGUAUCUCAGUUCCUAUAUCCUGACGGUGACCGCGAUGGACAGGUAUUACGCCAUUUGCCACCCCUUCAGUUACUGCGCCGUCACGUCUAGAAGAUCGAAAAUGAUGGUGUACGGGGCGUGGGUGCUCGCCGCUAUAUUGUGCGUACCGCAGGUCUUCGUAUUCUCGUAUAAAGAGAUAUCGCCGGGCGUCUGGGAAUGCUGGGCCACCUUUUACCUGAAAUACGGCGAGAGAGCUUACAUUACUUGGUACAGCGUAACGCAGUUCCUAUUACCUUUCAUAGUGCUCGUGUACACGUACACGCAGAUAUGUAGAUCGAUAUGGACGAGCGGCAAGAUGUCGGGAGUCGUUGAUUUCAAACAGGGCAACAAAGCCAGUUUUUCGCUGCGAAAUCGAGAUCCCUUCAUAUCCAAAGCACUGAUCAAUACCAUAAAGCAGACGAUUGUUGUAGUAUCUUUGUACAUCAUCACGAGUAUUCCUUUUAUCGGGUGCGAACUUUGGGCAACGUGGGAUCCCAAAGCUUCCACGUCGCCGUUUUUUACUGGAGCUGCUUUCACUAUUCUCAGUCUGCUAAAUAGUCUCACGAGUUGCGUUAACCCCUGGAUUUACUUUGCAUUCAACAGGGAGCUACGUGCGGCGUUGACCAAUUUUUUCUGCAGAAAGAAAGACUACUCGUUGACUUAUGAUAUAGAUGCACAUCAGAAUGCAUCGGAUGUACCCUCGACGACAUCGUCGUUUAUUUCCAGAAUCUCACGACUUGCGAGCUCAAAAAUAUUCGGGUAAAGAGGGAAGAAAACGAAGUUUGCAUUUUGAGAAGGACUGUUUUGAAUAGAAAGAAUACAUCGUGUGAAUAGCUGAUGCAUACACACGUCAACGGGCAUGAAAAUUUGCUGGAUACGGCAACAUCGAAGCAUUUCUUUCUACAAGAAUAUUUUUUAAUAAAAUACACUUACAAAAAGGCUGUUGAAAUAUUUGUAUUGAACGAAAGAGCCUCACUCUUUUAUGGGAACACCUUAGCCGGCAAUGCAGUUGAGACAUCAGUCUUCUUCACUCACUUGAUAACGUUCACGAUAUCCGAGUUUACGUAAUUUUUCACUGUAUAUUUAAUUCUGUAAACUAAUUCCGUAUGCAUGGUGAAAGCGUGGCGUAAUCGCGCGUUUUCGAGUUUCUGCUCGAUUUCUAUCGUAUUCGUAAUUCUCGUCGCAUCUCCGCCCACGUGCGCCAUUCUUCACGAUCUGUUAUACUUGCACGGUUCCACCUCAUUAGUAUGUCUAUCGGCCGGGUGUCUAUUAUGUUCCCGAUGUUUGUACUCCCAUUUUUAUCCCGAUCAUCCCAGAGACUCUCACACAUAUGGUAAUAUCGCGCACCAGGUGUGGACACUUCACUCGAUCGCCACUAUCGCUACUCUCUUCAUUUUUAGAAGAUAUAUUGUGAUAAUAAAGGGAUUAUUUGUGCGACAGCAUUAACUAUCAUCUAUUGCGAGCAGAAUUUUUCUUUUCUUUCUGGAAAAUUUGCUUUGUUGCGUCGAACAAAGAAAUGAAAGACUAUCUUAUCAUAUCCUAAAAUUUAUAAUUGUUCUACUCAUGGCGUACUCGUAGUCACGGAGCAUUGAAUAGGACGCUUGCUAAAAGAUAUGAAUGCGACAAGGUGGAGCAAUGAUUGCGCGCAACCAUUUCCUAGCUCUUGCUGAAACCGUGAACAGGGCUCACUCGAUAUUCGGUACACUCCUCUCUUCACGGCACCCACCUGUUCAUGGGGAAAUUGAGAACCCCUGGCGGAACACUUGAAUACUUAAUAAACGGAUAAAAUUAACAUUAAUAACGACUGUUCGUGGCCGAUCCACAUCUUAUCCGAGGACAAACGCGGCCGCUAGACCCACGUGAUAUGUACGCCUUACGAGAGUUCGG
Messenger RNA from Ooceraea biroi (clonal raider ant), 3445 nucleotides. It is a transcript of the gene AkhR, whose product is annotated as Adipokinetic hormone receptor. NCBI's taxonomy places the organism in Eukaryota, Metazoa, Arthropoda, Insecta, Hymenoptera, Formicidae. The record is from RefSeq and is a predicted model, not a curated record. Gene Ontology annotation, cellular component: plasma membrane. Gene Ontology annotation, biological process: cellular response to hormone stimulus; G protein-coupled receptor signaling pathway. Gene Ontology annotation, molecular function: peptide binding; vasopressin receptor activity.